CGUAAGUCGUGGCUCGUGCUUAAAAUCAAAAUGGAUAUUGUACAGUUAGGUGACGAAACAUUGCGAACAAAUCAGUUGACAGUCAAUAAUUUGGAAAUUGAAAUUCUCCCACUCAUCUACGAAAUUAUCCGAAGUAUAGAAAGGGACCCAUACGACGCUAAUCAAAAAGCAAAGGAAUCCCAGGACAUGAGCCAUAAGAUCGUAGACUUACAAAAGAAAUUAGAUUCCGCAAGAGUUCAGAUUAAGAAAUUGCCAGGAGUGGGAUACAGCAAAGAAGAACAGCUACAAAAUCUAGAAAAUCUACGGAAGCAACUGAGGCUGAAGAGAGAGCUUCUGUUAAAAUAUCGUAAUAUGUGUACUUUUGAAAUGUUCAAAGUAUAAUUUUUUGAAACGAAUCUUCAUAUUUUACUGAAAAAUUAUGGUUCUAAGAAUUAUUUUGCGCUAUUUAGCAAAUAAUGAAUAUAUUGUUGACAAGCUUGCUGAAUCAAAAUUGUUUAGGAG
Messenger RNA from Belonocnema kinseyi, 501 nucleotides. It is a transcript of the gene MED9, whose product is annotated as mediator of RNA polymerase II transcription subunit 9-like. Lineage: Eukaryota; Metazoa; Arthropoda; Insecta; Hymenoptera; Cynipidae. Gene Ontology annotation, cellular component: mediator complex. Gene Ontology annotation, biological process: regulation of transcription by RNA polymerase II. Bases 31 to 381 code for a protein of 116 amino acids. The transcript is spliced from 3 exons. Gene Ontology annotation, molecular function: transcription coregulator activity. The record is from RefSeq and is a predicted model, not a curated record.